AUGGCGUCGUUUGGGCGUUUAUUUAAAUUCAUUCUUUUAUUCUGUUAUUCUAAACUGCCAAACACCGAUGUCACCAAUCAGGCAUUUUCAUUUUUACGUUCUUCUUACUUUGAGAAAUACAGUCGAUAUCUCAAAAGAUUCCAUGGGGAAAUUUCAGUCGAUUUAGUUCUUAAUUUAUCAAUUUAUUUUCUCUGCUGUGACAGGUUCUCUUACGUUUCUUAUCUCUAUUUCAUCUAUCUAUCUAUCUAUCUAUCUAUCUAUCUAUCUAUCUAUCUAUCUAUCUAUCUAUCUCAGGCUGUUCUAAUCUUUGUCUCAGUUUAUCUUCCAAACUUCAACAUUAUCCCAAAGAUCCAACAUGCGAGAAAAGGCAGAAGCGUUGAAAGACGAGGAAAAAGCAUUGAAAUAAGAAGAGAAAGAAGAAGCCAUGUCCAAAUCCCUUUGCUGACGAUCCAGCACUUCCAGUCACCUCCUCCAUCUUCACUUAUUCAUCGCAGAGACACCCGGGACCAGAUUUCCGUUGUAUACAACGGUCUAUGUUUUGAUUUCAUCAAUCUACUCAUUAUUGGCUCUCUUUACAAUCAAAUCCAGCAUUCAUUUUUCGAAUUUGCGUUCGACAGUGUGGUCUUGGAUAAUCUUACGUGUGCAUGGGUUGAGUUGGAGGACCGUUAA
Messenger RNA from Acanthosepion pharaonis, 669 nucleotides. Lineage: Eukaryota; Metazoa; Mollusca; Cephalopoda; Sepiida; Sepiidae. The record is from the annotation of a GenBank genome assembly.